AUGGAUCAAGGGAUUGAUAAAUUGCUAAAAGAUAAUAUUUAUUCAUUAUUUUUUCUAAACGAAAAAAAAGUUUACAUCUAUCUAUCUAUCUAUCUAUCUAUCUAUCUAUCUAUCUCGUUCAACAUUCAGCGAAAUGCGCCGUUCACAACUCCCUCUCUAUCAAUGCCUAACUCUCACUCUUAUGAGAAUGUUUCCCCUCUUACAAGCUUGCCCUACUUUUUCUCUCACUGCUUUUACCAAUUACUACUAGGGUUUCUCGUCCCAUAUCGUAUAAGCCAAAUCGUAUUCAUUGGAGCGUCAUUCUUCUUGGGGAAUCCCUUAGUUUUUUGUCUCUUUGGUUGGGGUGGGGCAUUUCUUUCAGAAGUAGGGGUAACCUUUUCCCCAUCUAUCUAUCUGCAUGCAUGCACUGUCUGCAUCCAUGCCUCAGGGACCACUCUCUUCUAUUGGCGUCGGUCUCCUAAGACACCGGACACACCCUCACUUUCUCUACGACAGGGAUUUUUUCUCUUUAUUCUAGCUGCUAACUUCCUGAUUCCGAACUCGAACUUCUACACGUCUUGUCUUCUUCCAAAAUUUCUCAUUGUCUUUGGUCAGACCUAUGGCUACUGA
This is a messenger RNA of Acanthosepion pharaonis, 609 nucleotides long. NCBI's taxonomy places the organism in Eukaryota, Metazoa, Mollusca, Cephalopoda, Sepiida, Sepiidae. The record is from the annotation of a GenBank genome assembly.